Molecule: messenger RNA, 768 nt
Organism: Aspergillus fumigatus Af293
Lineage: Eukaryota; Fungi; Ascomycota; Eurotiomycetes; Eurotiales; Aspergillaceae
Product: F-box domain protein
Molecular function (GO): protein binding
Source: RefSeq, a predicted model, not a curated record
AUGCUUACCAAACUGCUGAAAAGAGCCCAGAAUGGCAGGAGCAAAACCAUCUUCCUGGACACCACACUCGACGAAGGGACAGCAUAUGCUAAUGAGAUCAUUUUCGUGAUUGAAAAAAAGAGUCGACAACAAUCCGUGAAGGUAUAUCUAGCACCUUUUCUCUCUUCUGUUAUGUAUAGGUGGAAGUUGACUGAUCUACAGUAUCCUUUUGAAUGUCCUGCAUCAUCAUCUCAAAUGAGCACCUCAAGCCUUCCACCAAUCAGCUCUCUGAAGCCUCUGGGAGCUCAGGUCUUUCGAAGCAAGAAACAACAGUCCUCGCCCCUCGUCAACCUGCCUACUGAGAUCCUGGUUCAGAUUUUUUCCUACAUUAACUUACACGACACAAUUGCCCUAUCAACAAGCUGCAAAUACCUCCUCAGUAUCCUCUCUUUCGCAGCCUUCCCUGGAGACUUUUUGUUCAAGAAACUCCCUGACCUGGCACCUAUAAAGCUGAUCCUGUUUCUCUUGGGACUCUUGUGGCCAAGGGAAAUGAAUGGACGUCCGAAAAAAGGUCUGCGUUACUGCAAUGCCUGUCGUCGUAUCUAUCCAGAAAAGAGACAGUACUGGGAGGAGAAAUUGUCGAUGAAGAUCAGCAGGGAUUUCUUGAACCGCGAUUGCCCUAAGUGCUAUCUCGGCCACAAACGAACCUAUAUGUGCCUUUGCCAUGCCGCAUUUAUUAAGCGUUGGGAGCAGAUUUGUGCCGAGCAUAUCGGCUGGUUCGGCAACUAG